UGAGUCUGGAGCAGCAGCAGCAGCAGCAGUGGAGCUUCACUGCCUCUCCUCGCCUCACAGUGCGGGAAUAUAGCAGCGGAGAGCAGAAUGGAUACGGAAGGGAGCCAGAGCAGCCUGUCCUCCGGCACGGACAACUCCCCCCACGACCCCUGCAAAAUGUUCAUCGGGGGUCUGAGUUGGCAGACAACACAAGAGGGCUUAAAGGAGUACUUCUGUAAAUUCGGCGAGGUGAAGGAGUGCAUGGUGAUGCGGGAUCCCGUUACCAAGCGGUCGAGGGGGUUUGGAUUUGUAACAUACGCAGAGCAAGCCGGCGUUGAGAAGGUUUUGGCGCAAAACAGACACGAAUUGGACUCCAAAACGAUCGACCCAAAGGUGGCGUUUCCUCGUCGGGCUCAGCCUAAGCUCGUGACCAGGACAAAGAAGAUCUUUGUCGGUGGACUGUCAGUCAAUACCACCAUCGAAGAUGUGAAGCACUACUUCGACCAGUUUGGAAAGGUCGAUGAUGCCAUGCUCAUGUUUGACAAAACAACCAACAGACACAGAGGCUUUGGCUUUGUAACAUUCGAGAAUGAAGAUGUGGUGGAGAAAGUUUGUGAGAUCCACUUCCAUGAGAUCAACAACAAAAUGGUGGAAUGUAAGAAGGCUCAGCCCAAGGAGGUGAUGACGCCGACAGGCUCAGCCAGAGGACGCUCCAGAGUGAUGCCUUAUGGGAUGGAUGCCUUCAUGCUCGGCAUUGGCAUGCUGGGCUACCCAGGCUUCCAGACUGCUACCUACACAAGCCGCAGUUACUCCGGCAUUGCUCCUGGUUACACUUAUCAGUUCCCAGAAUUCCAUUUAGAGAGGACCCCUCUCCUGACAUCAUCCCACCCCCCUGAGCUCGCAGCCAUUCCCUUGACUGCGUAUGGACCAAUGGCAGCAGCCGCAGCAGCAGCAGUAGUUAGAGGCUCCACCCCUUCACGCACAGCUGGUUUCCUGGGAACCAGCAGCCCUGGACCAAUGGCUGACUUGUAUGCUGCAGCCAAUCAGGACUCAGGAGUCAGCAGCUACAUCAGCGCAGCUAGCCCGGCCCCCAGCACAGGGUUCGGCCACGGUCUAGGGGGUCCUCUGAUUGCUACUGCGUUCACUAACGGCUACCACUGAGAGGACUCAGGUCACUGAAGAUGGGAGGACUUCUCCUCUGCUGAUGAGCCAAUCAGAAUGCUGGCUGCCCACUGAUGGCAAAACCUGAUUGGCCGGCCUCAGGCUCUUCCGGGAUCUCCUGGCUCCCUGUGGCUCCACCCACCGACUGAAUAUCUUUUUAAAUCCUGAACUGUUUUUUUUUUUUUUUUGCUGUACUAAUCUCACUUCAACAUAAUGUCCCCAUCUCUCCUUGUUUGUCCUCAUGUAGUCUAAUAUCUAGACCCCGACUCUAUCCGUUAUUUUCUCUUUUUUGAAGCUGGGAGAAAAGAACUGCUAAAAUAAUCUCUGAGGAAACAUUUGUCAUCUUUGACAAAGCCAGAGGACUAUUUUUUGAGUUUUUUAUUGUUUUUAUUUCAUUUCAAUGUGAUACGUGGCUUCAUGAUGAAAUCCCUCACAGCUGUUUCUGAUGUGAACAGAGAGAUGCGAGAUGGGUCUUUGACAGAAAAAAAUGUUUUUAACAAAGGAAGAACAAAUCCAACAAUGUCCUUUUUUUAACUCGAGCAUCACGGAAACAUGGACAAAAACAACUAAAAUGUAUAUUUUGGUAGUCUUUAAAACAAAACCUUUGUAAUAUUGUUAUUAAUAUUGACAUAAUAAUGAUAAUCUGUAAGGUAUUUUAUUCUGUAAUUGGUUUUAAAGCAAUGUUUUUAUGUCUUCCUGUAAGAUAUUGUACAUAGACAUUGGGGUUAAGAUGGGGGUGGGGGGAGGAGGGGUUUACUGAACCGGCUGGCAUGUCAUUGGUUGGUUCUGAAAGGGUUAACAGCAUUUUGACUGGAUGUCAUUUAUCAGUAUGCAUACUGUUUAUGUGUACGUUUUUUUGGCCAGUCCACUGCAGCGACUUAAGCGCUGUCAGCGAAACUUCCUGAAGUUUGUUUGGCAGAUUUGUUCAGUUAAAUAACCGUUUGGUUACAAAGUCAGCAACUUUUUGCAGCUUUGACUUUUUAAUUUUAACAUCACGGCUGAUGAACCAGAUUUCUUCUUCUUCCUUCUCAUAAAAAAAAUAAGACGAUGAAGGCUCAAAAAGGAGAAAUCCGGGGUUCGCAGGGUUGGGAGCUGACUUGACUUCCUCUUUUUUGGAAAUAUUAUAUAUAUAUUUUUUGCGCAAUUUCACUUCUUAAUGUUUUUGUUUAUGUUUUCUUUUUGAAAAAUUCUUUUAUGCGGUGAUCUCCACCGCGGAAACAAAUGAAGGACAUUCUCAGAGAAGCAAUUGUAGAAAACAUCACAAUCAUGUUCUGUCCUCUUAUCACUAUUGAAGGUGCAUGUGGAUGCGUCUGAGCGUGAAUGAGUGAGUGUUUGUGCGCAUACAUCAAGGUGUAAUAUGGAACUACUUUUUUGGCAAACGAAGGAGCAUUUCGAUUGCCGUUUUUUUUCGGUACUGAAAAAAAAAAGAUCACCCUGUUCCAUUUUGGCUCAUUUGCUCCUCUCCUCUGCCUCCCUUCCAUUUCAUGUUUAGACUUCAUAGAUUUGGCUCCUCUGGAUCGACUUGUUAUUGUUUCUAUACAGUUGCUGCUCCGUGUAGUGGUGAACACAGGGGUUGUGGGCAGGGAACCAGAAAUGGAACAGGGUCUCGUUCCCGGUCGGCUCUGAUUCAGGACAUUGGUACAGAUGAAAGUGACUGGCAGGAAGAGUCAAAGACGCUGGAACAAAGUCAACAUUUGCAAAGACAAGAAGCCUGUUUGUUCAGCCUCUUCUUAUUGCAGCAUGUUUGAUGUUUAGCACAGCAGAGAAAACUUCCUGAUCCAGACGCUAGUUCCUCUGUCAGAGCGUCCGGGACACAACAAAAUAAACUACUGCUGGACACCAACACUGUAACUUUUUAACUUACAAUAAAGCAAUAAGUUAUUUUUUACCUUACAAAUGAAAAUAGUACUAUUAUUGGUAAUAGCAGACGACGUGUGGAUAAUUCUGCGGCAUUAAGACUUAUUUUCAGAAAAAAAAGAAACUAUAUUUUUCUGUUCAAGAUCUUGUUCCCCUUGUAUAUUGAUUUUAAUGAUGUCUUUUGUUGUGUUGAUGUAAGGAAAAGGGCCAAUGCUUUGGGUGGAGCUUGUAGUUCUACAUAAGCUCAGUUAAAGUUUAACAUUUGGGAUGUCCCCUGCCAAGCUUUACAGCAAUGCUUUUCUUUUUCCUUGUUUUAUUUUUCUGAUAAUUUCAAUUUUAAAAUCCUAAUAAAUUAUUCUAAAGCA
Messenger RNA from Cheilinus undulatus (humphead wrasse), 3362 nucleotides. RefSeq names its product RNA-binding protein Musashi homolog 1-like. The record is from RefSeq and is a predicted model, not a curated record. NCBI's taxonomy places the organism in Eukaryota, Metazoa, Chordata, Actinopteri, Labriformes, Labridae. Gene Ontology annotation, molecular function: RNA binding. The transcript has 14 exons. Gene Ontology annotation, cellular component: cytoplasm. The coding region runs from base 88 to 1140 and encodes 350 amino acids.